Andrographis paniculata is the source of this 1413-nucleotide messenger RNA. RefSeq names its product (+)-neomenthol dehydrogenase-like. Lineage: Eukaryota; Viridiplantae; Streptophyta; Magnoliopsida; Lamiales; Acanthaceae. Gene Ontology annotation, cellular component: membrane. The transcript is spliced from 6 exons. Gene Ontology annotation, molecular function: oxidoreductase activity, acting on the CH-OH group of donors, NAD or NADP as acceptor. The record is from RefSeq and is a predicted model, not a curated record. The coding region runs from base 332 to 1213 and encodes 293 amino acids.
AGCCUGUUGUUCUCUUCUCAAUAUAUAUUUUACAAAACUCUGUCUAUUCCUCAGAACCGCAACUCCAAGGAGCAUCAACAAUCGGCGGCGGCGGCGACAUCUUUCUCCGGUACCAACAGCAACCGUGUGCGGCGGCGGCGACAUCUUUCUCCGGUACCAACAGCAACCGUGUGCAGCGGCGGCGGCAAUUUGAAGAGGUGGCUGUUCCAUUUCGGAUUUGCAGGAAUUUCAACAAUCGCAUCGCUGUAGGAUUUCGACAGAAAAGGGAUAUUAAUUUAAGGUGAAGAAGACUUGGAUCACAGCCAUAAUUGAUCACUCUAAAGCUUCAUCAAUGGCCGAAGCACCUCAGAAGUAUGCAGUCGUCACGGGCGCAAACAAGGGGAUCGGGUUGGAGACAUGUCGGCAGCUGGCAUCUCGUGGCAUCACAGUUGUGCUGACAGCUCGCGACAAAAACAAAGGUCGUGAAGCCGUAGAAAAGUUCGGGGCGUCAGGCCUUGUAGAUCGUGUGAUCUUCCAUCGCCUGGAUGUUACCGAUAAUUCAACUAUUACUGCCCUAGCUGAAUUCAUCAAGUCCCAAUUUGGAAGGCUCGACAUCUUGGUGAACAAUGCAGGGGUUCUCGGAUCCGAGGUUGAGUGGGAGGCUAUAGAUUUUACAGUUAAAAAGGAGCCCGAUUGGAGUAAGAUCGCGACCGACAUCUCCUACGAGUCCACAAAAGAUGCUAUUCAAACGAACUACUACGGCACCAAAAGGAUUACCGAAGCACUUCUUCCCUUUCUACAACUCUCAAACUCACCGAGGAUCGUAAAUGUAUCUUCUACAUUAGGAAACCUUAAGUACAUACCGAGUGAGUGGGCGAGGAGGAUACUCAAUGACGAAGAAAAUUUGACCGAGGAGCAAAUAGACGGAAUUGUAAACGAGUUUCUGAAAGACUCCAAGGAAGAAGAAGUUGAAGCUAAAGGGUGGCCUAAACCAUUGGGUGGAUACAUGGUUUCGAAAGCAGCAAUGAAUGCCUACACAAGGCUUCUUGCUAAGCAAUACCCGAGGUUUCGGAUCAAUUGUCUCUGCCCGGGGCUCGUGAAAACGGAUAUUACUCGCAAUGUAGGGAUGUGGACGGCUGAAGAAGGAGCAGAAAUCCCGGUCAUGCUCGCGACCCUGCCCGAUGAUGGCCCGACCGGACGCCAUUUUUACCGCAACACCGUGGGGGACUUCUGAGAAAUACUUGUUGCUAAACGAUAGCAUAAAAUAUAGGUAUGUGCAAGAAUAAAAUAUUUGGUCUUAUAAUUGUCUUAAGUAGACAGUCAUGCAUAUGUGUAUCUGUGUAAGGGUCAGCAGUUUAUGUGCUUAUUUGGAAUAUUCAAUAUCAUGCUAACAAAAAAUCAAAUAUUACAAGUCACGGAAUGAUGACCCUGCUA